This is a messenger RNA of Onychostoma macrolepis, 4018 nucleotides long. It is a transcript of the gene gsdmeb, whose product is annotated as gasdermin Eb. The transcript has 10 exons. Gene Ontology annotation, biological process: programmed cell death. Bases 159 to 1724 code for a protein of 521 amino acids. Gene Ontology annotation, cellular component: cytoplasm. NCBI's taxonomy places the organism in Eukaryota, Metazoa, Chordata, Actinopteri, Cypriniformes, Cyprinidae. The record is from RefSeq and is a predicted model, not a curated record.
UAGAUAAAACAAUAAGAUGUUAAAGACAUGCUGUUAACUUAUAAUAACUUUAAGUAUAACAUUCUCUCAGUGACAACUUGUAAACAACUUGUUAGAUAACAACACCUUCUCUCAAGAGAUAAAACGGCCGAAACUUUGAUUGACAACCUGUGCAGCAAAUGAAAAAUUCGUCGUCUGGGACUGAGCCAAUGAAAUGUGUGGGGGCGGGGCUACGCAAAACACCGGACUGCUCUCUCUGCUUUUGUCUUGUGUGUGGUGGUAGAUGUCUUCAAACAGAAACGACUAGAGCAGAAGACGCAAGAAAGAUGUUUGCGAAAGCCACUAAGAACCUGGUCUCUGAGAUCGACACUGAUGGUUCCCUGAUCUCAGUGUCCCGUCUGAAUGACUCUGAUGGUCUGGCUCCUCUGGCACUGGUCAUCAAGCAAAACCGCUACUGGUUUUGGCAACAGCCCAAGUACCUAAUAUCAGACUUCAAAUUAAAUGAUGUUCUUGUUGGAGAUCCCAUAAAUCCAGAUGUGGUUGAAACAGACUUUUUGACCUAUAAUGGCAAACUUGUGGAUAACAAAAGUGGAAGUGCUGAAGCGGACCUUGGGGCGGGGAGCAUUAAUGUGGGGGGUGCCGGCUCCAGCAAAUUUCAGUCAUCGUUUGGAAACCUAAAGAAACAGGAGGUGGAUGUUCAGAAGCUCUUACAGGAAUCCAAAUCUAGAGUUCUGGACCUGAAGCACUCUCUGAUCGAGCAGACACGGGAGUCGUAUAGGGAGGUGAUGACACUCGUGAAGGAGCGAAUCAUCACCACUCAGCCUUGCACCGUCACCGAGGACGUUCAGGAAGGUGGUACCUGCACUGGAAUGUUUGGGUUCAAUAAGGCAAUAAAGGUGUCAGUCAAUGAUAAAGGGAAGCCUUUUGUCGAGUAUGACACUAAUGUGUCUAUCAACAUCCCCCCCAAAACCACCAUUGCUUACAGUGUGAUUGAACUAGAAGUUUCUCAAACUGGACACUACGAACUGUGCCUGCUGCCAAAUGUCAAGGGUGGUUUUGAAGUUGACGGGCGAGUGAAGGUGAAGGAAGCAUGCACAGUUAGUGCCGCACCAGGGAAAACAUCCAACAAACUGCAGAAAGAUCUGGAAGGACUCCAGGGGCAGUUUACGGUUCUCUCUAAACUCCCAUCCAGCACACGCUCCUCAUUAUUCCAGCAGAUCUCUCUGCUCCUGCAGGACAGUGCAGCCAUCAGCGUGCUGGAGGACGCACUAGAGGAACUGUGUGGUGGGAUGCAGCCUGAUCCCAGUACAUUAGAGAAGGUGCCUGCUCUGAAGACCACGCUGGAGCUUGUACAGAAGUCUGCUGGUACUAAUGCUUCUGGAAAGCAGAAGAAACCCAGCGCUCUGACUGCCACCCAUCUGCUCAUCAGCUCCUUAGAUGAGAUGACUGACUCUGCCCUGCUUGAGCUCAAAUCCUGCUGCAGUCACGCAACCCUGCAAGCUUUGCUUCAUCUGGUGCAAAAUAUGACUUCAAAUAAGAAGUCCUCUCUGAAAGAUGCUGAUCUGGCUGCGUUAACCAAUGAGAAAGUCUUCAAGAAGGUUACAUCACUCUUUGCUUCCUGUAACGUGACACUGCUUAAGGAGAAGGAUUCAGUGGUUACAAAAAUCAGCAACCCACAGGAUCGCCUUCCUCUCAUGCUGUGCAUUACUGUUAAAGGCUUGGCAUCUCUAGUGCCCCCUGUCUGACUGGAGUACAACACCAAAGCAAAAAUAUCUGAUGUAACCUGAGGACCAAAGGGCACUUAAAGCCGUGGACAAUCUGCAAACUGGGAUAAGAAGGAAAAAAAAAAUUGGAUCCUUAAGUGGCCUUUCAGCGGUUUUAUAGAAAUCGUCUUUAAAUAGUUGUAAUUCAUUUUAAAUUGUUUUUUAAAGUACCUCUGUGGAUUUCCACUCUAAAAGGUUUGACAGUGUUGCCAAGUCUGCUGUUUUCCUGUAGAAUUGGGCUACUUUAACACUGUUGGUGUGGGUUGGUUUUGAUGUCCAUGGGUUAUGAUAACGUGAUACCCAAUAACGUGAUAUUUAGCUCCUGGAAUGCGAUUUUUACCGUGGGACCCCCCCCUUGAAGCGCGAUUGGGCUAGUUUUGUGAAAACCUGGCAACCCUGGAAAUACACUCUUAUGUGAAAAUGCACAAUGAAUUGUUUACAUCAUAUUUUGUCCAUGUUUUCAUAAAUUCCUUAACCCAGUUUUCUGCCAUCUAAACUUCUUUAACCCUCUGGGGUCGACAAAGAAUAUGCGUUUUGAGGAAGAUUUUCCUGAUAAGGCCGAGAUGAGCUUGAAUUACUCUGCCAUUUUUGAUCGUACAGAUAAGAGCAAUACACCAUUCGAAUCUGUAAGGGGUCUACUUUUAUUUGUAUACACUCAUAAUAACAACUAAACUUUGUGCUUUUGAAGAAUAAAGAAAACAAACAGGGUGUGUUCUCAGUCUUCACUCUCUCCGCAAACUGCUUUUUGAAACACGUCACUAAAAUGAACUGUAACUCAGCAAAUACUUCACACAGAGACAUGGGAAAUAUAUCUAUAGAAAGCUUGACAUGUCUACUCUUAAAUGAAGCAAGUCUUACCGAAAACAAAUAUUCUGUGAUAAAGUAAUCCAUAUGAAACCAAGGACAUGUCCAGUUUUUCCGUGUGGUCUCAUUAUCUCUAAUUAGCUCGCGCUAUUGAUAUUACAAAUCUCCACGCGAGACAGGCGGCAUGUAAAUGCCCACACCACCGUAAACAAAGCAGCAACGCGUUCAUCUCAGAUACUGUUCAGUUUUGGAAGAACAUGCUGUGAGGAAUAAGCCUUGUAUUUACCUCACAAACCGAACGCGAGCGCAGCUGGAGCCGGCGGCGGAGGAGAUAUUUUAUACAGAGUAAGUAAUGUUUCUUAUUGGCAUUCGAUAAUGUGUUGUUGUGACAAAGUUGAACGCAUUUACUAGUUGAACUUUUCCCAAACUAUAACUCCAGAAUAAAAUGUGUAAAAUUGCAUUCCUUUCAUUGCAUUUAAAUGUUGCACAACGUGAGGAUAGUUAUACGUUCUAUGCUUUAUUUAUUUUGAAUAGUAAAAAUAUGUAGGCCUGUAUAUUAUAAUAAAUAUAAUGUACUGUUUUUGUUGUACUUUGGAUCAAAUAAAUGCAGGCUUGGUGAGCUGAAGACACUUCUUAAAAAAAAAAAAAAAUUACAAAUCUUACUGUUUAAAUAAUUUGACUGGUAGUGUAUGUAUUGUCACCAUGUUUGCUUUGUCUUUGUCCGUUCAUUGUGUUGCUCACGUCUGUUUUGUGUUUUCUCAUGCAGUUUCUGCUGUCUCCCGUUUUCCUGGGUUCCAGUUUCCUGCCACUGUUUUGGAUAUUGCACCCAAGAUGUCUUGACUCUUCUGUUGUUUAUUUGUUUGUUUGUUCCUAAUAAACUAUUUAACUGCACUCGCAAUUGAAUCUCAAGUUAUUUUAUGUGAUAGUUAUAUGUAUACACAUUUCUUUUUUCCUCACAUUCUUUCUUGUAGCAAUUCCCUCUGUCACACACCUGACUCAAUGGCUCAUUAUGGAGCUCAUUAUGCGGGUCUUUGUCUUCUCAGGUGUGAGUCACAGCAUUAUCCAGGAUAGUUCACGCCCUCUCGCAUAGACCCUUUCUACUCAAAAAGUGACUUAGAAAAUUUAAAUCAAUACAUUGUUUUCUCUGAAUGAGUGAGUUAGAUUAUUUUCAGAUCAUUAUGAAGCAAAAGUUCUAGGCUACAAGAUCCAGUUCUCAAAAGUCUUGUGAACAAAUGUUCUGUAUGUGUUUUAUGGCCUUAUUUCAGUUACUUUAAAAUUUGUAAUUUUUUCUAACCACGCAUAAACGUUGUUUUCUCAAAAACACAAUCACGUACGUACAUGCUGCUCACAUUGUAUUCAGCACAAACUGGGCUACAAUAAUGUGUUUUUAGACUUUAGCCAUUAAAAUGUUUAUAAGCAACUGAAAAAAGCACAAACGUCAGGGCAUGUCAAAACUUCUCCAGGGCCCCAAA